Messenger RNA from Durotheca rogersii, 2825 nucleotides. RefSeq lists its product as uncharacterized. The coding region runs from base 737 to 2611 and encodes 624 amino acids. The record is from RefSeq and is a predicted model, not a curated record. NCBI's taxonomy places the organism in Eukaryota, Fungi, Ascomycota, Sordariomycetes, Xylariales, Xylariaceae. The transcript is spliced from 4 exons.
ACCUACCUAGGUAGGUAGGUACCUGCCAAAGCAGGUAUCUCUGAAUGUGAUGGGUCCCUCGAGGUAGCACCUACCUUCUCUCCUUACGAAAAUCUGCGGAGCCGAAUGCAUCCCGUCCCCUCUUUCCGGUUCAGUUUCCUACGUCUCUCUGUCUCGUACCUUCCCGUGUCCCUGGUCUAGCCUAUAGCCUCCCGACCUCCAUUGCGGCCAGGUUCUCCUCUGCUUCUUCAUCUUCUACUGCUCCCUCCUCAUCUCUGGACCGCAUCCGACCUCACACGCCCCCUGGCCGUUGCGUGUUCGUAUCCUCGCCAUCAUACUAACUACGACAAGAAGAGGAGCAGCCAUUCCUCGUCCCAACUGUGUAGGCAAGUUUUGUCAUCCCGGGAUACCAAUCGACCCCCUUCGCUCGUGGUGGAGGGCCACAUACCUGCCUUCUACCCGUUGUCAAGAGCGACCGUAUACUCGGUUGCUCAUCGCACUGUGUCGUAUUCCGUUGGGGGUCUACGAGGCGGCGCUUCUCGGAUCGAAUUCGACAUGACAUGCCCGAAACGUCUUUAAGAGUUAGGUUCUUCGCAGAGAGAUUAGGCUGCCACAACUAUAUUACACCAAUCUACCUGGUUACGAUCAUCCAGACACAACUAGAGUGACAGCGCGCCUGCGCGUCAGAUGCUAGGGCAAUUGCUCAACAAGAAACUACAUCACCUCUUUAGACCGCGCUUCGACGGCGUACCUUAAAAUGUUUGACGUUCUGUGGACCGACCCUAACCGGGAACUCAUGGGCGAGAAGAUUAUCAGGAAAGAGCAAGAAGCCAAAGAGCGAGAGAAGAGGCAGAAGUCAGACCGCAAUCGGCAAUCGUUUUCAACAGAGAGCACUACGUCAAGUGAUCGAAGCUUCAGAUUCUUCGGAUCGAGAAGCAGAAGGAAAGCCCAGACACCACCUCAGGCUGAAGACAAGGGCGCGCCAGCCUCGCCGUCGGCAUCUUUGGCCGAUCAUGCUGCUAAGGUUAGCCGGACAUCGGGUUAUCAUGCUAGGCCCGUACUGCAUCAUCGAGAUAGUUCGAGAGACACUACGAAACCUGCCCAGCCGAGCCAUCCUUCCUUACAGCUGCCCGAGAUUAACGAUGGCUCCUCCAGCCUAUCAUCUCCAGAUUCGACACUGUCAAAGUGGACGCAGCAAACCACCGCUACUAACAACACUGGCAUCGAAAGCUCGGGUACUCCGAAGCCCGAAAAUUUGGUCCAAACGCUAGGGCCGUCUUCUUUCGUCACCAGGAGGACGGACGUCAUAUCGUCGACUCGUGAUCCAGAGACAGAUCUUGGCCAGUUGUUUUCCCAAGUCUACAUUUCUGCUGACCGAGAAAAAGUCAAGACUCCGUCCAUAUCAGAGUUGCCCGAGGAAGCGAAUCCGGUGGCAUUCGAUGACCCUGGCUCCAUUACUCCGCUUGAAUCGCCCCGAACCCCACCCCCUAUCGAGCUCCAGCAUAACUUGGGCAGAUACAAUGCGAACUGGAGCGGUAGUGACAGGUUGGCAAACCCAGAUGCGUGGAAACCUCCGCAUGAAUGGGAUGGUACUCUCCCCAAAGACGACGUACUUACACCAGACCAAGAGGCGCUGUCGAACGCGACAGCGGGUGGCAAUUUGGAUCGAUCCAUGUCUCCAACCCUCAAGGCACUGCAACGCGAAGUGCGAAUGAUGGCCGCGGCUGGCCCGGAGCUCAUGCUCGCCAACAUCAAAUGUCCUAUGGGACAUGGGCUAGAUGCUACGGUAUACAAGGAGCUCGAGAUGGCUAAGAAACGGUGGAUGUUUUCUGCCCUACGGCACGAGGGCUAUAUGUCACUGGUUAACCACAACGACAACUGCCUGGGGAAUCUAGAUCCAUCCAGGCCACCUAGGCUGCCACCUAGAAUUCUUGCGCUCUACGAAACUCAAGCAUCCGCGUCCUUUCUCGCGGCACUGUACCCGCAGGUCUCCAUAUCUCAUCUUUCGCCCAACCCCAUAUCGUCCCAUUCGUUCUCCAACGUUAACCCGAUUCUGGUACCGGGAGUAUCCGCAUCUGCUGGAUCUCGGUCCCUCACCCCGCAGCUCUACUUUACUGCGACGUGCCUGUCCAUGCCGGCAUUGUUUCCUUCGAGCGAGAUUCCCCUGAUGCUUCGUCAUAUUUACCGUUGUUUGGCGCCAGAUGGGGCUUUGCACUUGACGCUGAUCGACCCCCAGCCAGUCUCGUCGUCGAUGGGCCCGAAGUUCCGGCAGUGGCUGUUUGAAAAGCUCCUGAUACAGCUCGAGAAGAGGUGCCGCACGACCUACCCGAGCGGCACGUUCCCAGCCUGGCUGGCUGUCGCAAAACUUCGCGGGUUCGGUAGUACAAUCACAACAGUUUCGGUACGUGCUGUACAUCAGGGUGGUACGGUGGGAGAGGACGCAAAGGGUCGCGGGCCGGUGGAGGGCGAGCUCCGCUGUCUGGUGGCGAGAAUGCUCUGGCAGGAAGUCUGGGGCGAAUAUGUACAUGCGAAUCGAUGGUGGUGGGAGGAAGAGGAGAUCGUUCAGGAAUGUGUGGAGAGGGGAACUUACUGGCAAUACUCGCAUGUCGUGGCCGUGAAGAGCGGGAGGUAACCGUUGCUGGUCUCCUUCCGGCUUCUGGCAAGGGGUUAAGUGAUAGAGAUUGCAAGCAGAAUAGGCUUCUACGACGUGAUGUAGUGUAUGAGGACAGUCAAGGGAACAAUGUGUAUUCAGCUUAAUAUUGCAUAGGCGUUCUAGGACGGAUAACAUGAUACCCACAUGAUACCCCCUCUCUCCCCCUUAAUACUAGUACCCAAAUUUCUCAGAA